AUGAUUUUCAUUGGUGGAUAUUUCAAUGGUCAUAUCGGAGCAAAUUCUAGUAGCUUUGAUGAUGUCAAUGGAGGCUUUGGUUUUGGGAUAAGGAAUGGUAGAGAGGUAUCUCUACUAGAGUUUGCUAAAGCUUUUGAGAUGGUUAUUGCUAACUCAUAUUUUCUGAAGAGGGAAAAUCAAUUGGUCACAUUUUACAGCUCUAUAGCUAGUACUCAGAUUGAUUACUUACUCCUCUGGAAGAGUGAUAGAGGCCUUUGUAAGGAUUUCAAGGGGUAUCAAAUUGCUAAGCCACACGAUGAAGAUAUGGAAGAUAGUGGUGGAGAUAAGGAUGAGGAAAGAACUGUCAAUCUCAAAGAAUUAGUUUGGAUUCAAGCUGGGGCGGUUGACUACUGA
Molecule: messenger RNA, 393 nt
Organism: Solanum dulcamara
Lineage: Eukaryota; Viridiplantae; Streptophyta; Magnoliopsida; Solanales; Solanaceae
Exons: 2
Coding region: 1-393 (130 amino acids)
Biological process (GO): chromatin remodeling
Cellular component (GO): nucleus
Source: RefSeq, a predicted model, not a curated record